AUGGCGACGAUUGACAUAUCGCCGCAAAGGGCGGCUCUCCUGGACGAUGCGAUUGUCCUUGAGCAGCUGCCUCAGGAAAUCCUCGCCGUCAUUCGAGAGCACACCUCCACGAACCUACUAGACGUUCUGUCUCAAGCGGCUCUCAUACCCCAACUUACAAGCCGACUUUUCGUCCAUUUCGAGCAUGUUUUCCCUGACCUCUGUGCCCGAUGGAUCCUCAACCCAACCGAUGCGAAGACCCAGACGGACGUCCUCGCUGCAUUUGCGCGAGUACUGCGAUUCGCGCCCUACUUGUCGACUUUUCUCAGGCAUUACAUGAGCUCAGGCUCAUCACCAACCUCAAACAAACCGCUGGGGCUCCAGCAACUCGAUUUCGCGAGCCUGCAAAAUCUCCAGCAAGACGAGCUCUUGCGAUUGCUACUGGCAGUAUGGAGACUGAUCAGCUUUGAUGCAGGCGCCUACUCCAUCCUGGUCUCACCCGCCCAAAUGCAAUCACUCUUUGCUCACGAGCAUCUCGCCGUGCGUUACCUGUGUAUCCGGAUCUUCUGUCUGCAGGUUCACGCCGCAGACGCCAAGCGAGAGGCUCUCAUCCGGGAGCAUGUCGGUGCCUCGGCCAUCUCUGGAGACUUUGAUGGCCAACACGUUGACUUUGGCUUCUUGCCGCUGCACGAGCACGCACGUGUGGAGAAUCUGGAUGCCUUACGUCGCGAGAGGAACGAGAGGGCUCUGAAAGAUGAUGCCCCAUCUAUUCCUCCCCAACCACUGACCCCUCUUGUCGCCUGCUACGGGCAGACAAUCCUCCCUCGACCUUCCGCGCCUUCGCAUAACACAUCCUCUCUAGUUCCCACGACGACGACAUCAAACAACCUGGAAAGCCUAGCCGGCCUCCUGAAGGACAGGAAACCGAUUCUGCUCCAUGGACUUCCCGGAUCCGGCAAAACCUCCGUCAUUCACGAGUUCGCCAAGGAGUUCGGGAAACACUCCGGAAUGGUGACUCUGCAUAUUAACGAACAGACCGAUGCGAAGAUGCUGGUGGGGCUUUACGCGGCAGACUCGAAGCCAGGAAGCUUCUCGUGGCGACCUGGUGUCCUGACGACAGCUGUCAGGGAGGGUCGAUGGGUUCUCAUCGAAGACCUGGAUCGGGCCCCCAACGAAGUCAUCAGUACCCUCUUGCCGCUGAUCGAACGCGGUCAGCUCCUCAUUCCCAGCCGAGGCGAGACCAUUGAGGCCUCGAGCGAGUUUCGUUUGUUUGCCACCGUUCGGACGACAAAAGGCAUGCAUGGGCGCGAAACGCUGCCGAACCUCCUCGGUCUUCGCUUCUGGCAACAGCUAUCGAUCCAGAUCCCGUCUGAAGCCGAAUUCCUCGACAUCAUCGUGGGCACGUACCCCGUUUUGCGUCGAUUCGCCUCCGAAAUUAUGGCUGUUUUCAGGAGGUUGACGAACUCGGUGUCGGGAGCAAGCCGCAGCUCAUUCAACCGAAGCUUGCUUGACCGUCAACCAAGUUCCCGAGACCUGCUGCGAUGGUGUCGUCGGCUUGCGAGCCUUCUUGGGGACGCCAACUGCACGACGGGCGACGAACCCAUCAGCGACACAACACGCGACCAAAUGUUCAUGGAAGCAGUUGAUUGUUUCGUAUCCAGGAUACCUGACGCCAAGGCACGCCAGCAUAUCACCUUCCAGAUCGCCGAGGAGUGGCACAUGUCCAAGGAGCGGGUAGAGCAUUACCUCGAAGCUAGUAUCCCGCAACUUGAGGACGGCCCCGAUCAGUUCCGCAUCGGCCGAGUCAAGCUCCGAAAGAAGAAGGACCGUUCUGGCAAGAUUGUCAAGUCGAAGAGGCCAUUCGCGAAUACGACUCACGCCAAGAAAUUGCUGGAGCAGGCGGCUGUUGCGGUCAAGUCUGGCGAACCCGUACUGCUCGUCGGUGAGACGGGUAUCGGCAAGACGACUGUGAUCCAGCAGCUUGCCGACACACUCGGCCACAAGCUCAUCGCAGUCAACCUAUCACAGCAAAGCGAAGUCGGUGAUUUGUUGGGAGGCUUCAAGCCGGUUAAUGUGCGGAGUCUUGCGGUGCCCCUGAUGGAAGAGUUUGAAGAUCUCUUCGCCGCAACGGGAAUAUCGGCCACGAAGAACCAGGCCUACCUGGAACUUCUCGGAAAGACUUUCGCGAAAGGCGACUGGUCCAGAGUUUCCAGACAAUGGAGGCAAGCGCCAAAGAUGUUCAUCAAGAUUGUCGAAGAGCUGACGAGGCGGGAGAACGAGCAAAGAGAAGCUCGCAACGGCGAGGACCAGCCGACCAAGAGGCGGAAGACCGAGUCCAAACUACAGAGGCUCCUUGACCUGAAGCCGCGCUGGGAUGCUUUCACUCGCAGCCUUGACCAGUUUGAGAUUCAAAUGUCCGGAGGCUCUGGAGCCUUCGCUUUCUCGUUUGUCGAGGGCAAUAUUGUCAAGGCAGCAAGAAACGGAGACUGGGUCCUCCUGGACGAGAUCAACCUUGCCUCCCCUGACACUCUUGAGAGCAUCGCGGACCUUUUGACCGGCCCAGCCGAGACGCCAUCCAUCCUCCUAUCAGAAACGGGUGAGAUUCAGAGGAUAAAGGCGCACCCGAAUUUCCGCAUGUUCGGUGCCAUGAACCCGGCAACGGACAUUGGCAAGCGCGAUUUGCCCAUUGGCAUCCGAUCCAGAUUUACCGAGAUUUACGUCGACAGUCCGGAUCGCGACGUCAAGGAUCUCUUGACCAUCGUGAAGACGUAUCUCAAGGGCUCUGGGACUCGCGACGAUAAGGCAGCCGAUGACAUUGCCCGCCUCUACCUCGAUACCAAGCUUCGGGCAGAAGAAAAAAGCUUGGUGGACGGUGCCAACGAGGUGCCACACUUCAGCCUACGUACCCUGACCCGCGUGCUGUCCUAUGUCAACCACAUUGCGCCCUUUUACGGCCUUCGUCGAGCCCUGUACGAAGGCUUCUCUAUGGGCUUCCUCACCCUCCUCAACCGCGAUUCUGAAAAGCUCCUCAUGCCACUCAUCGACCACCGCCUCUUCGGCCAAAUCUCCAACCCUCAGUCCCUCCUCUCGAAGCCCCCUACGCACCCGGAUGACGGAAAGAAGUAUGUUCGAUUCGUCAACAAAGCCAAGAACCGUCAUUAUUGGCUGUCGCAGGGCGCUCUUGAACCGCAAGAGCGAUCCGACUACAUCAUCACCCCUUAUGUUGAGCGCAACCUGCUCAACCUUGUUCGCGCCACAUCAACGCGAAAAUUUCCCAUCCUCAUCCAAGGUCCUACGUCCGCCGGAAAGACUAGUAUGAUCGAAUAUCUGGCCAACUUUACGGGCAACAAGUUUGUGCGCAUCAACAAUCACGAGCACACGGACCUCCAAGAGUACCUUGGAACCUAUGCUUCAGACUCCAACGGAAAGCUGCGCUUCCAGGAAGGACUCCUCGUCCAGGCCAUGCGCCAAGGCCACUGGAUCGUGCUCGACGAACUCAACCUUGCGCCCACUGAUGUCCUCGAGGCACUCAACCGUCUACUGGACGACAACCGCGAGCUUCUUAUCCCAGAGACGCAAGAGAUCGUGCGACCGCACGAGAACUUCAUGCUCUUCUCGACGCAGAACCCGCCUGGUCUUUACGGAGGCCGGAAAGCACUGUCCCGGGCUUUCCGCAACAGAUUCCUGGAGCUGCACUACGAUGAUAUCCCCGAGGAUGAAUUGGAGUACAUCCUCCAACAAAGGAGCCGGAACACUGCUCCUUCAGACUGCAAGCGUAUAGUGACAGUUUACAAGGAGCUGUCUCGUCUGCGACAGACGAGCAGGAUGUUCGAGCAAAAGGAUAGUUUCGCCACCCUCCGAGACCUGUUCCGUUGGACUCAGAGAAGCGCCGAGGAUCGCGAGCAGAUUGCCAUCAACGGCUUCAUGCUCCUGGCCGAACGUGUCCGCGUGGAUGAAGAGCGCAUCGCCGUCAAGGAAAUCAUCGAGAAGGUCUUCAAGGUCAAGAUUGACCCGGAGCAGCUCUACUCGACCAUGUUCACGGGCAAGGGCAAGUCUGGCGAGAACAGCCAGGGCGUGGUGUGGACAGGGGCCAUGCGACGUCUCUACACCCUGGUCGACUACGCACUCCGCAACAACGAGCCCGUGCUGCUGGUUGGCGAUACAGGUUGUGGCAAGACGACCGUUUGCCAAAUGCUUGCCGAGGCGUUGGGAAAGGAGCUUCACAUUGUCAACGCUCACCAGAACACCGAGACUGGCGACCUCAUCGGUUCUCAACGGCCGGUUCGUAACCGAGGCGCAAUUUCGGAUACACUGAAAUCGGAGUUGGCCACACUCCUCAGUCGCGUUGGCCAGCCUUCUUCCGGUAGCUUUGACGAGCUCAUGCAGGCCUAUCGCGAGCUGCCUGCAGAUGUCUUGUCGACUGUGGACGCGGCCGUGCUGGAGAGCAUUACUGCUCUGGAGACGAAGAGCAAAGCGCUUUUCGAGUGGUCCGACGGCAGUCUUGUCAACUCAAUGAAGUCUGGUGACUUUUUCCUCCUUGACGAGAUCUCGCUUGCCGACGAUUCUGUCCUUGAGAGGUUGAACUCGGUACUCGAGCCUGGGCGCACCCUACUUCUCGCUGAGAAAGGCAUCGACAACUCAUUUGUCACUGCGAGCAACGGCUUCCAGUUCCUUGCGACGAUGAAUCCAGGUGGCGAUUUCGGCAAGAAGGAACUGUCCCCUGCUUUGAGGAAUCGUUUCACCGAAAUUUGGGUCCCAUCACUUUCUGACCGAGAGGAUGUCCUGCAAAUCGUUCGAUCCAAGCUGGACACCACAUUGCGGAACUUUGGCAGUACCAUCGUUCACUUCUCAGCCUGGUUCGGAGAGACCUUCCGAUCGUCUCACUCUGCCGCUUAUUCGAUUCGAGACAUUCUUCUCUGGGUCAAGUUUAUCAACCACUUCGGUUCCGUCAACCCUGACUUUGCUGUUGUUCAUGGUGCCGCCACCGUUUUCGUUGAUACCCUAGGAGCCAAUCCUUCAGCACUGCUGGCCAUGGAUCCCAAGUCAAUGGAAGCCCAGCGACAACAGUGUCUCAACAAACUGAGCGAGCUUCUCAAAUGCGAUGCCACGAAAAUCUACCGGUCGCAGCCUGAAGUGACGAUGGACGCCAACACGCUGUCUCUGGGCCAGUUCGAGAUUGCCCGAGAACCAGGAGUAGCAAUCGAUCCCACCAUCGCGUUCAAUGCUCCUACCACACGUCUGAACCUGAUGCGUGUCCUUCGAUCGCUUCAGAUGCAGAAGCCCAUCCUGCUGGAAGGCAGCCCCGGUGUUGGCAAAACCACCCUCGUUGCCGCCCUUGCUUCCACAUGCGGUCGCCCUUUGACGAGGAUCAACUUGUCUGACCAGACUGAUCUCAUGGACCUGUUCGGUACCGACAUGCCCGUAGAAGGCGCCGAGGCCGGCAACUUCGCCUGGAGGGAUGCCCCAUUCCUUCAAGCCAUGCAAAGGGGUGAGUGGGUUCUCCUGGACGAGAUGAACCUUGCUUCACAAUCAGUGCUGGAAGGUCUCAACGCUUGUCUUGACCAUCGUGGUGAGGUGUACAUUUCCGAGCUCGACCAGGUCUUCCACAAACAUCCCAACUUCCGCCUCUUCGCGGCACAGAACCCGCAUCACCAAGGUGGUGGCCGAAAGGGUCUGCCGAGCUCCUUUGUCAAUCGAUUCAUCGUUGUUUACGCCGACGUCUUGACGGAGGAGGAUCUGCUCCUUAUCGCUCGUCACAGCUUCCCAGAUAUUCCCUCGGAUGUCACUCGCGGAGUAAUCCGCUUCAUUACCAAGCUGGACCACCAGAUCGUUAUCGAGAAGUCCUUUGGCCUGCAAGGUGGCCCCUGGGAGUUCAACCUUCGUGAUAUCCUGCGAUGGUUGAACCUGCUAGCUUCGAAGGACCCUCUGCUGAGCACGGGCACCGUCGAUGACUUCCUCGGCCUUAUCGUCCGCCAGCGUUUCCGGUCGAAUCUGGAUCGCAAAGAGGUGGACAACCUAUUCGCCAGCAUCUUUGGUAGGCAGCCUCACGACCACAGCCUAUACCAUGACAUCAGCACGGCUUUCAGCCAGGUCGGAAAUGCUCUCAUCGCCCGCAACCAGCUGUCGCAACCGUCAAAGCUGCCCGCCAUCAACGUCGUACCUCGACUUUCCGAGAUCGAGUCCGUGAUGAUCUGUGUCAAGCAAAAUACUCCCUGCAUCGUCGGUGGCCCCUCGGGCAGCGGCAAAUCAGCUCUUCUUCAGCACGUUGCUGCGGUUGCGGGCAAGUCCCUCGUAGUGUUUCCGCUCAACGCAGACAUCGACACCAUGGAUCUCGUUGGCGGCUUCGAGCAAGCGGAUCCCCUGCGCGAGCUGAACGCUGCCCUGAGAGCAUUGCACGAGACCCUCGAGGUCUCUGUUCUGUCGCAAGUCCCAGCACAGGUACCUCUUGAAGCGCUGUCGCUACUCCAUGCGCUUGAGGGCUACCAAGGCAACCUUGAUGCGCUCGAGGCCAUCGCAGCAUCAGUACAGACUGUUCUCUCCGAGGUCUCUCCCACCACCGAGAUCGCGGCCCUCCUCACCAACGUCUUCGAACUCCUGCAGAAGCCACUUGAAGCCACCGACCCUCGAUUCGAAUGGCUCGAUGGUGUCAUUGUCAAGGCUCUGCAGACUGGGCAGUGGUUGGUGCUCGACAACGCAAACCUCUGCAAUGCUUCUGUUCUGGACAGACUCAACUCGCUGCUCGAGCCGAAUGGCUUCCUCAGCAUCAACGAGCAUUGUGGACCCGAUGGCGAACCAAGACUGAUCAAGCCUCACCCCGAGUUCCGAAUCUUUUUGACAGUCGACUCCCGCUAUGGAGAGCUGUCCCGGGCCAUGCGCAACCGUGCUAUUGAGAUCCACCUCAGUGAGCUACCGGAUGGCAUGAAGAUUUCCCACCAGACGGGUGUCGACGUCGACAGCAACCUCCGAAGGCUGCAGAUGUCUAGAGACAUCUCCGCGGCAACCCUGCAGAGCGAAAACUUUGUGGAUAUUGGCAGCCUGACACUCGAUAACCUCUCCGUGCAAGACACGUCUCUGGUUCCCCGAUAUUCUGGCGCCUUGACUCAGACUCUGAUGGGACUACCUUCUGAGGCACUUGAGAAGUACCGCAGCAAUCUCGAGGAGAUUUCGAAUUACCUCACAACAGACGAGGCUGCCGCGCUUAGACAGGCUACCCUUGAGCUUUACGCUACCCUGCCCAAUGACAGCCACAGCGAACUGCAGCAUGCCCAGCCCCUAUCUACGCUUCAGAAUGCCCCCAUUGCCCGCCUUCUGCAACGGACCUCGGGUGACCUGGCGUUCUGGUUGAACUGCUGCUUCCAAUUCAUCCUAGAGCUUCAGCGUUGCCAAUCUAUCCUCAAGGCCCAAGUCGGGCGUGCCAAGGCCGGCAAGCUUGCAUCAUUGAACCGUCUUCAGCGCUCUGUUGUUUCGGACCGCAUCGCGGCUGUGGCGAAGGAUUCGACAGCCAGUGUGUCCAAGUUCCUGAACAAGGUCCUCCAAGCGGCGCUCAAGUUUCUCCAGGAUAGCGUCAAAGAUGCUGGUGACUGGAAGGAUCAAUCUCGAAUCAUCAGGCACAUGAUGGACUUCUGGUGGCGAACUUUUGGACUCGUCACCCAACAACACUUCGAAGAGGCAAGGUUCCAAGCCCAUCUCGGUCAUGGCGUCAAGUCACUUCAGGCCGCCCUCUCCCAGGUGCAGGAAAGCUCGAUUCAUGGUGCACUCGCGUCCGGUUUCCUUCAAGCGAUCCAAGAAGACUUCAACGCGGGCUUCAAGCUCAAGACCGGUCUCAGCAUGGAGCCCCUCUGGAAUCUUCUCAAGCCAGCCGCCAUUCUCUCUGCCGAAGCUCUCGAGUCGCAUCGUGAUAUCGAGCGUCUCGCGAUCCGGUUUGAUGCCUUGAGAUGGAAGGUCCGAACCUCCAUCUCGGAUCUUGCCAGCGCCAUGUCGACACUGGUCACCGCUGACCAGAUCGUACGAAGCAACGCGUCUCUCACGUCCCAGCUCAUUGUGGAUCUGAAGAAGGAAAUCGAUACCCUGGAGGCUGGCGUCAGCUCUGCGUCAAGGGAAGUUAGCCCCUUUUUCACCGCGGAGUACGAGACCCUCCGCCAAGCCUUGGUCCUCCAGUCCAUUUCAUACGGUACCACCUUGCCUGCUGAGCACAUGGUCUUGGCUGUCGCCUCGGAUCUGCCCACUUUCGACCAGAGCCGCUUCAGCAAUGCUUUGGGCUCUGCCCAGAAGCUCCUGUCCACCGGUCUUCUCGCAUCUCGAGACGCAAAGACGCAUGUCUGGAACGGCAAGCUCGCUACCUCUCUGCUUGCCAAGUCUAAUUCCAUCAAGAAUGCGAGCCUCGACUCGUUGCGCUUGCUCGAGGCUGAGCUACCUCUCCUGGGCCGGACACUUGCGCGAUCGGCGCCUGAUAUCACCAGCAACUCCAUCCAGGCGCUGAACAACUCGCUCAAGCACCUCAUUUCGGAGAUAAUCGCUGCUCAUGGCCUUGAUGCGGGUGCCCUUGUCGACAACGUCUUCACCCGCGCUUACAGCAAUGCCGAUCUGACUGCCACGACGCCAGAACAGCUCAAGGCCAUGGUGCUCAAGAUUCGCGUUGCAUUCCCCGAGGAGUGGCCUGCGCAGCUUGUCACUGUCUUCAAAGACCACCUGCUCCCGUCUAUAGUCGCACUGGCUGCUUCUGACAAGCAUGCUGCCCACAUGGACAGCGCAAACACGGCUGGAGAUCGACUUGUGGUUGCGUUCUCUUCCGUGGCUUGGGUACAGUUCUCCGUCGGAUGCAUCAAGCUCUACGUUCCGGACAAGGCUUUCGACCCACAGCUGAGGCCUCAGUACGAGAUGGAGGUUCACGGCCACACCAAGGCAGCCUUGGAUAACAGGCUUGCCUCUCUUGUAGAGUUUGAGACACAUUUCACCGGACAAAAGACCUCCCUGCGCGCCCAGCUGGUACAGGAGGAGAUUGAGGCUCUCGGAGCCGCCCCGCCAGCAAGCCAGAUCCUCUACCGUCCAGCCAAGUCUGAACUCGGCGGUAUCCAGGCGGACUUUAACAACAUUCUAAAGUCCGUGGUCGACAUGGACGUAGCCUCCACCCAUGUUACCCACACCCUGACAAAUACGACUGGAUUGAAUGAAGAGAUGGAUCUGGUCAGGUUGAAUGUCGGCCAACUGAUCGAUCGUCUGUCGAGCAGGUUCGAUGCUUACCAGGAUAUGGUUCUGCCCGCUGUGAAUAUCCUGCACUGCCUCCAGCUUGGAUUGUCCCUCAACAGGGGUCUCGACUCUCUUCAGGACCAGCUGCCAACAGCCCCCUUCAUGGGCAUGCUUCCUUUCCUGGGAGGCACACUGCCUACGUCGAACGCGACCUCACUACCGACUCGAAGCCUCAACUUCCUCAAUUACAUGGGUCUCGUCGUGUCUGUCGAGGGCCUGCCACGCCUCGAUGCGCCGGGCCGUCAAGCUCUGUUCAGUUCAAUUCAUGGCUUCUUUGACGAUUGGAACAAGAAGCUCGAGGCCGACCGCAAGACUGAGCAGGAGAACACCAGCCUGUACAAAUUCAGAGGCAGCUUCGAGGACGAAGAGGAACAAGACGAAGAAGAGUUCAACGAGUUGUUCCCGACCUUUGAUGACGAGGAAGACAAGAAACCGGCUGUUCAGCGUCAAAAAGUCCGCGACUUGUCCGUCAAGAUGGCUGAGCUCCACCGCAACAUAUUCUCACAGCCGGAAGAGGCGUCCGAGAGCCUCCGCAAGGCAUGCGCUGCCAUCAGCCACGAGCUCGCUCUCGAGGCCUCACAGAGGGCGGCUGUGGGUCAGGAUCUCAACCGGAAGAUGCUGCCUUCUGCCAUGUGGUCCCUGUACGAGGAGUUGAGCGCUCUGAACGUCAGCGUGCAGACUGACAACUACAACUUCUACUCCGACGCCAACCUGCCCAUGGUUCGACAGCUGAUCUCGCUCGUCAACAAGGUCGAGCUCCGCUUCCAUGAGCUCCAGCAGGUUGACGAGAUUGGCUUCAUGCAGCCUCUCGCUGAUGUUUUGACGGCAUGCGAGACGCUGCUCAGCCUCGUCCAUACCGAACCGCUCGCGAGCAUCCUACCCAAGCUCGAACACCUGCACAUGAUUGUUUACGAGUGGCAGCAUGGCGGUUAUGCGCCAGCCAUCUACGGAGCCCCGGCUCUGUACACGGCACUGACCGACAUGAUCAUCAGCUGGCGCCGCGAGGAGCUCAAGACCUGGGCCAGACUGUUCGACCUGGAAGCGCAAAAGUGCCGCGACGACGCCAACUCGUGGUUCUUCAUGGCAUACCAGGUGGUGAUUGCGGUGCCGCUCACUCUCGUAGACAAGGCCGACGAGCUGCAAGAGUACGCCGUCAGCUUGGUCAAGGAGCUGGGCAACUACUUCUCGACUUCCAUCGUCGGACAAUUCAGCGGGCGCCUGGCGCUUCUGCGCCAGAUGCAGAAGCACCUCGAGCUACUGACCGUUGACUAUCCCUCUCUCGCCGUUGUUCGUGACGCGACGCAGAAUUUUAUCACAUUCUACUCCCGGUUCGAGGCCGUCAUCGACGAGGCCAUUGGCCGCGGCAGGACUCCGAUUGAGAAGAACGUCAAGAACACCGUGUUGAUGGCGAGCUGGAAAGACACCAACAUCAACGCACUCCGUGAGAGCGCCCGCAAGUCUCACCGCAGCCUAUUCAGGCUCGUCCGCAAGUUCCGUUCCGUGCUCGGCCAGCCAGCUGCCCCCGUCAUCGAGCAGGGUCUGCCAGACAAGGAGCCCGUCACUGACAGCGGCGCCGCUUCGAUCAUCAUCACCCCGAGCGUGGACAAGAAGGCGCUGACGCGGUGCAAGAAGGUCGCGCCCCAGUGGCUGAAGCAGAACAAGCGACUGAUCAACAUUGACACGACGCUGUCGGUCAUGGCCAACGUCACCAAGUACAGCUCAGGCACAACGGCCGCCAGCCAAGAAGCCGUUGCCUUCGUCGAGUCGCUCAAGGCCUCGAUUGCCGAACUACGCAAGGAGACGCCGCAGUUCCUCAACGACGAGAACAAGGACCAGGUCAAGCACCUCAAGACGCGCAAGCGUAACCUGUUUGCCGAUGUUCUCAAGGCCAUGCGCAAGAUGGGUGUCAGGCACAACCUCGGCACCGAGGAUCUCAACAGGCAAAAGACGACGGCCACCGUUCUCGGCAGCACGCGCGCCUAUGUUUGCGAGAGCGAGGGCCAGGACGCCGCCGAGUACUACUUCCAGAAGGCCAUUGACAUCGCGGCCAAGGUCAGGCCGGCUGGCCUUGACCACCACAGCGAGCUCACGGGCGCUGAGGUCACGCGCAGCGUUGGUUUCAUGGAGGGCUUCGUGCAGCUGCUUCUACAGCAAAGGGCAUCCCUCGUGCCGGCCAGCACCUCUGUCGGUCCGCUCAGCGAGGCCAUCGGCUCGGUCCGCCAGCUGAGCACGUACUGGGGAGACAAGUCUCUCACGGUUCAAAGACAAUCGUCGAACCUGCUGAAGGCGGUCGACUGGAUCGUGCCGGUCCUCCGAUUUGGUGUCCAGCUCGUCGAGGUUCACGGCAAGCUCGCGACCACCGAUCACUCCCAAGUCGUCCAGACCCUCCAGAACCGACUGGACGGAUUUGCUGCGAGCCUGACAAAGCGCGACACGUCGUCGACGAUCCCCGAGAGGCUCCAGACCUCGGAACAAAAGGCCAUUGACGAAGAAUCACAGCUGAGCCUCCAGGCGCUCGGCAAGGAGCUGGACAGCAUGGCUUCCGCCCACCCCAACCUGGCCUUUGUGCUUCAGCAGAUCAAGGCCUGGACAGCCGUCUCGCGCCAGGACUACGACGACGGCAACGACGCGCUCGAACCCCGCCCAAGCCUCGACAGCUUCAGCGCCGAAGUCUCCAACGUCUGCAACUCGGUGCUCGUCGCCAUGCAGGUGCACAAGAAGGCCGCGACCGAGCUGCCCACCACCAGCGACGGCGCCGCCUGGCUCGUCGACGCGAGCGCCGCCUCGGCCGCCAUGCUCAAGGGCCUGCACAUGAACGGCGUCACCGACGCCAUCCGGCGCUGCCUGUCCGCCCUGGCGCGGCUCGACCUCGACGCGCCGGCGCUGCGGUCGGCGGCGACGUCGAUGCUCGGCGCCGUGCUCCCGAUCCUCGACCAGUACGCUGCGACGUGCCAGCAGAGCGUGGCGCAGCUGCGCGACCUGCACGACGCCACGGGCCGCAUGACGCACUUUCUCGGCCUCACGUUCUCGCAGCUCACGGCCAAGGGCUUCUGCACGCCGCAGGAGAAGUCGGACGAGACGCAGGGCGACGCGGGCAAGCUCGAGUCGGGCACCGGUCUCGGCGACGGCGAGGGCGCCGAGGAUAUCAGCAAGGAUAUCCAGCCCGACGAGGACCUGUCUGAGCUCGCGCAGGAGCCGAACAAGGAGCGCAACAGCGAGAUGGAGGAUGAGAAGGAUGCCGUCGACAUGGCGGACGAGGACAUGGAAGGUGACAUGGGCAGCGUCGACGGUGCCGAAGACGAGGAGAACGGCGAUGACAAGAACGACGGAGACGACGACGGCGAAGACAAUGACAUGGAGGAGGAAGCGGGCGAGGUCGACGAUCUCGACCCGACGGCGGUGGACGAGAAGAUGUGGGACGGCGAAAACGAAGACGAGGCGGAGAAGGAGCAGCAGGGCGAGAAGGCCAAGGGCCAGCAGAAGGACGAGCAGACGGCGGCGGCGGAUGCGCAGCCCAACGACGAGAGCGGCGAGAUGGAGGAGCCCGGCGACGAGCAGGGCGACGAGGGCGAGGACGACGACCCUGCCGCCGAGCAGGAGGACGUUCAGUUCCAGGAGGACAUCAAGCAGGACCAAAACGUCCAGCAGGAGGACGCCCUGGCGCUCCCCGAUGACAUGGAGCUUGACCUCAAGGACGAGGAGUCUGGAUCGGACGACGACGACCUCGACGACAUGUCUGACUCGGGCGAGCCAAAGGACGAUCUGCCUGACCUGCCGGAGAAGCACGAAUCGGACGUGGAAGACGACCAGCAGCCCGAACGUGGCCAAGACCCCGAACAGGCAGACGAGAUGCCCGAGGAAGAAAUGGACAUGGGCGGCAACGAGAUUGACGACGAACCCAAGGCCGAAGAGGAGCAGGAUGGCGAGGAUCCCGACGCCGAGCCCGAACAGCCCGACGAGCCGGAAGACAAGCGGCAGGAUGCCGACCAGGACACGGCCAACGCCGAUACGGAGAACGCGGCGCCGAGCGACGUCAAGAGCGGCGGCCAAGAUCAAAACGCCGACAGCAUGGACGUCGAAAACGAGCCCGACGACAGCGCAGCGCAGCGCGACGAGGGGGACGCCGGCGAGGGCGCCGCCAAGCAAGAGGCCGACGCCGGCAAGAAGGGCGCCGUCUCGCGCUCGGACGACCAGGCGCAGCCCACCGAGCAGCAGGAGGACGAGGCAGCGCGCGAGGAGCCCCGCCAGGAUCCGUUCAAGAAGCUCGGCGACGCGCUCGAGCGAUGGCACCGACAGCAGACGGAGAUCAAGGAGGCGGAGCAGAAGGAAGAGGAGGGCGAGGCCAAGCAGCCCCAGCAAGACGCCGACGACAUGGCAGCCAAGGAGUUCCAGCACAUGCAGGACGACGAGACGGCGCCGGACGCCCAAGCGCUCGGUGCGGCCUCGGACGACCAGGUCCAGCCCAUCGACGACGCCAUGGCGAUUGACGAGGAAAAAGAAGACCCGGCGAGCCGGGUGAUGCCGGAGAGCGAGCAAGAGCCCGAGCAGCAAGACGAGGCGGCCGGCGACCAGAUGGACACGGACGAGCCCGAGGACAAGAAGGACGGCCCAGAACGGGACGACGGGCGGUCCGGGGUCAAGACACGACAGGGCGCCUUCGACCGCGAGGCGACGCCCGAAGACGCCGACGCCGCCCAGAUGGACGCGGACGAGGACGAGCACGAAGACAACAACGUCGACGAGGCGUCGGCGCAGCUCUCCGAGACGCACCUCACGGGCGAGCCCGAGCGACCGCUGCGCGACUUUGACGAGGCGAUGCAGCUGUGGACGGGCUUCCAGACCAAGACGAACGCGCUGUCGCUGUCGCUGACGUCGCAGCUGCGGCUCAUCCUCAACCCGUCGCAGUCGACCAAGCUCUCGGGCUCGUUCCGCACGGGCAAGCGGCUCAACAUCAAGAAGAUCAUCCCGUACAUCGCGUCGAGCUACAAGCGCGACAAGAUCUGGAUGCGGCGCGCCGUGCCGACGAAGCGGUCGUACCAGAUAUUGCUCUGCGUCGACGACAGCCGCAGCAUGGGCGAGACGGCGGCCGGCGCGCUGGCGCUCGAGUCGCUUGUCAUGGUGUCGCGCGCGCUGACCAUGCUCGAGGUCGGCCAGGUCGGCGUGCUGGGCUUCGGCGCCGACGUCUUCGGCGCCCACGCCCUCGACGAGCCCUUCGCCUCGCACGACGCCGGCGCCCGCGUCCUGCAGCGCUUCGGCUUCGACCAGGACCGCACCGACGUUGCCAUGCUCGUGCGCCGCACCAUUGACCGCUUCCGCGACGCGCGCGCCCGCAACCCGGCCCGCGGCGCCGAGGACCUCUGGCAGCUGGCCCUCGUGCUGUCCGACGGCCUGACGCCGUCGUCGGCCCACGAUGCCAUCCGCCGCCUGCUGCGCGAGGCCAUGGAGGAGAGGAUCAUGAUCGUCUUCAUCGUCAUGGACGACACGAGCCACAAGGACGGCGACAGCGUCCUCGACCUCAAGGAGGCCAAGUUCGUCAAGGACGAAAUGGGCAACAGCAAGGUCGUCAUUGAGCGCUACCUCGACACGUUCCCCUUCCAGUACUACCUCAUUGUGCACAACCUCGAGGAGCUGCCGAACGCGCUGGCCGGCCUGCUGAGAACGUGGUUUGCCGAGGUCAACGCGUGA
This is a messenger RNA of Verticillium nonalfalfae, 14910 nucleotides long. It is a transcript of the gene MDN1, whose product is annotated as AAA ATPase midasin. Gene Ontology annotation, biological process: ribosomal large subunit assembly; rRNA processing. The transcript has 3 exons. Gene Ontology annotation, cellular component: nucleus; preribosome, large subunit precursor. Lineage: Eukaryota; Fungi; Ascomycota; Sordariomycetes; Glomerellales; Plectosphaerellaceae. Gene Ontology annotation, molecular function: ATP hydrolysis activity; ATP binding. The record is from RefSeq and is a predicted model, not a curated record. Bases 1 to 14910 code for a protein of 4969 amino acids.